AUGGCUCCGUCGACGCAAUGUGCCGCCGCUCUUCCUGCGUGGUUUGGACUCUCAGCCCAGUACGGCGCUGGCUCUCUGUCACUCGAGGAGCUCCGCAUUGCGUACGCAGAGCUCCGUAAGAUGGACCCCGAAAACGUCUCAUCGGAUCCUGAGAAAUUUAUCACCGAUCUCGGGGCGACGACGACCGAAGACUGCCUCUUGCUUGACGUGACAAUUCCGAAGACUCCGGUCGUGGUCUGGAUUGUCGGGGGCGGAUACACGGUUGGUCACAAGAACGAUGCCGGAAAUCCUGCAGGUCUCAUCAAAAGGUCUCAAGAGGACGGCUCGGACGGCGUGAUUCAUGUCAGCAUCAACUACCGCCUCGGCCUCUUCGGGUGGUCAUCCGGUCCUUCAUACCAGGAACAGGGUGGUGUCUCCAACCUUGGGCUUCGAGACCAGCGCGCAGCACUCGAAUGGGUGCAGAAGCAUAUUCACCUAUUUGGUGGAGACCCUGGACAAGUAACCGCCUAUGGCGAAUCGGCUGGGGGAGGUUCCGUCAUGCACCAGAUCACGGCAUACGGGGCCACGAGUGGUGCGCCUUUCAGACGAGCCAUUCCGCAGUCCCCUGGUUUUGAGCCACUUCCUAGCACCAGUAAGCAAGAUUCUCGGUUCGACAGUGUCCUACGAUGGUCUUCGUAUUUCAGCGGGAUCAACGUCACCACCCUUGCCGAAUUGUUGGAAGUUCCAUUCGAUGUUCUGUGGAAGGCCAACGAGAUCACCAUCGCAACAGCCCACUGGGGCAACUUUGGAUGGGGCCCCGCAGUUGACGGUGACUUUGUCCCUGACCUGGCCGGAAGACUCCUUGACGAGGGCAAGUUCGACUCUUCCGUAGAAGUCUUCCACGGCAUAUACGACGGUACAUAUCCCUGGACCUCGCAAUUUGGACGCUCCGAAGCCACGCAUGGCGAAUUCGUGGUUCAGCUGCAAUAA
Messenger RNA from Verticillium alfalfae VaMs.102, 969 nucleotides. Its product is annotated as cholinesterase. NCBI's taxonomy places the organism in Eukaryota, Fungi, Ascomycota, Sordariomycetes, Glomerellales, Plectosphaerellaceae. The coding region runs from base 1 to 969 and encodes 322 amino acids. The record is from RefSeq and is a predicted model, not a curated record. The transcript is spliced from 3 exons.